Messenger RNA from Austrofundulus limnaeus, 1747 nucleotides. It is a transcript of the gene nipsnap2, whose product is annotated as nipsnap homolog 2. Bases 17 to 877 code for a protein of 286 amino acids. The transcript is spliced from 10 exons. Gene Ontology annotation, cellular component: mitochondrion. Lineage: Eukaryota; Metazoa; Chordata; Actinopteri; Cyprinodontiformes; Rivulidae. The record is from RefSeq and is a predicted model, not a curated record.
GUAAACUCAGUAAAAGAUGGCGGCCGGAGUCCUUCAGAGAGUCCGCUGUGGUUUGGCUCCGGCUAAAAACAGUGCUCUCUCAGCUGGACAGCUCGUGGGAUGGGUCAGAGGGUUUGCAACAUCCAGCAGCAGAGACAGAGAGGACAGCUGGUUUAAGUCCUUGUUUGUGAGGAAAGUUGAUCCCAGAAAAGAUGCUCACUCCAAUUUGCUGACAAAAAACGAGGAGAGCAACCUCUACAAAAUUCAGUUCCAUAAUGUGAAGCCAGAGUGCCUGGAUGCAUAUAAUAAACUCUGCGAGGAUGUUUUGCCCUCGAUCCAUGCUGAUAAGUACUACCCCUGUGAGCUGGUGGGGACCUGGAAUACCUGGUAUGGAGAACAAGACCAGGCUGUUCAUCUGUGGCGUUACAGAGGUGGAUAUCCAGCUCUGACUGAGGUGAUGAACAAGCUCAGGCAGAACGAGGAGUUCACAAAGUACAGAAUGGAGCGGGGAAAGAUGCUGCUGUCCCGCAGGAAUCAGCUCCUGCUGGAGUUCAGCUUCUGGAACGAGCCCGUGCCCCGAGAUGGCCCCAACAUCUACGAGCUCAGGUCCUACCAGCUCAGGCCAGGAACCAUGAUCGAGUGGGGUAAUUACUGGGCCAGAGCGAUCAAAUACCGCCAGGGCAACAAAGAGGCGGUGGGAGGGUUCUUCUCCCAGAUCGGUGACCUCUACAUGGUCCAUCACCUGUGGGCUUACAAAGACCUUCAGUCCCGAGAGGACACCAGGAACGCUGUCUGGCAGCAGGAGGGCUGGCACGAGGUGGUUUAUUACACAGUGCCACUCAUUCAGCGCAUGGAUUCGAGGAUCAUGAUCCCAACAAAGGCGUCCCCGCUGAAGUGAAACAAGCCAGUCACGUUUUAUGAAUGUUACAUCCAACCUGAGAGUCGCCGCCAUGGGUCCAACCUGUCAGUGCUACCAAACAACACACACCUCUUUUUAAAAAAUUGUUUUUAUUUGCUUUAUUCCACCUAGACAAAGGAGGCAACAAUAAAUGUUACACAUCUGCGAUUAGAAUUCAUGUUACAAAGGUAGCACGCUCCUGACACGCACAACUUUUUCCUGUUUUUGAGGGCGAGGGAAUUCGAACAAGCUUAAAACCUUGUGACGGUCGGCAUGUGCAGCUUUGCGUGCCGCGUCAUAACUGGGCCCAAGAGGAGAGUUUACCAUCAAUUUUGCAACAAACCAAAGUUACUACAUAAAAUAAACUUACAAGCUGCAGAGCGUAUUGGAGGACAGUAGUAACAGCGUUUAUUUAUUUAAUAGAAAAAUAAAGCGGGUAGUGUUUCGAUGUGGUUAAGGAGCUCGGGAGUUGCGUCACUGCUGAUCAAGAUAAAAAAAAUAAUGUUUAGUUUCAAAAAUGUUGCCACUCCAGAUGAAAGUACGAGAUGUUACGGAUACCAUUUUAUAUUUGCAGUUGAUUAUAAACACUGUUUCUUCUUUAUGUUCCUUGUUGAAGUGAUGUGUAAAGUUUCCCGGUGCUGUGUUUGUACUUCUUUUUUCUCAUGACAGCAUGCCUGGUUUUAAAAUGAAAAUUUUUUAAUCCAGCAGGUGAAAACUGGUGUAUAAAUCAAUGAGUGAAGCGGAUAGGUGGACAGUCGUCAUGCUUCGUACUGUAAGAACCAAGGGAACGUCAUUUAUCUUUUUUAUUUUGUUGAACAGGAAAAAAUGUUCAAAGACGGUAAAGAAAGAUAAUAAAGUUCCUCAGACAUC